AUGCAGGCGGGAUCGGGGACCGACCGUCUGCUCCUGCAGACGGUGAACGAUGUGCUUCGUGCACAUGAGACCCGUGAUGCCCUGGCCACUGCAAGCCUGGCCGACCUCAACUCUUACACCAAGCGCUUUGCCCGCCUGGCCGGCCCUGGGAGCGGGGAGAUCGAUCUGCCCGCCCUCCUCCACCACUUCGACUCGGAGCUGCUGACGGGCACAGCGUUGCAGCGCAUCCUGGAGCACGUCGGGGUGGCGGGGGUGGCCCACGUGACCCGGGGCCAGUUCCUCGCCGUGGCCCACCUCGUGUGCACCGUGCUGCAGCAGGUGCAACAGGCGCUGUUUGAGGGCGAGGCGUCAGAUGGGAGCCUGGCCUCCCCCACUCCGGCGGCCAAGCACGCCAGCCCCGCCACCUCCCAGCACAGCUGCAUCGCGCGGCGCCGCACCGCCAGCGGGCCGGGGGCGAACUGGAGCAUCCGGGCCGAGCGGGGCGCCGCCCGUGGCGCUCGGCGCACCCACCAUCCCACCGUGGCGGAGCUCCUGAGCCAGGCGGGGGCGGAGGAGGGCAGCCAGGCUCCCUCUUGUAGCGCGAGUGACGAGGGCAGCCGCAGCGCCUGGCAGGCCUUUUCUGGCUCGCUGGAGGAGGUCUCCAGCGCCAGCCUGGACUGGGAAUGCGUGACACCCACCAGCCGCCCCCUGGACCUGUGGAGCCAGGGCUACCACAUACGAGGGGGCCUGAGCCGGGAGUCCGGCUGGCGCCUGUUCCAGCGCAGUGGGAUCGGCGCCGAAGACUUCCUGGCGGCCUGGACGCUGGCCGCAGGGGGGAACUCCGGGCCCCUGGCGCGCCAGGAGUUCUGCCUGCUGGUGCACCUCCUGCACAGCAUCCAGCGCGGAUUCAACCUGCCCAGCAGCCUCGGCCCAGAGGAGGCCCACCGGCUGCUGGGCCGCAUGCUGACGCCAGGCGGCUCCAGCACCCACCUCCGCCUGGACCUGGACCGGCUGAGGAUUGCGCUGCACACAGAGGGGGCGGCGCAGCCGGCCUCCAGCCGCCAGACCUCCCCCGGCGCGCUGACCACGGCCCGCACGGAGGCCGUGUCCACCGGCUUUGCCACCGCUCGAGGGCCCGAGGCCACCUCCUUCCUCCAGGGCCACCACGACAGGCUGGAGGUGGGCCUCAGGGUGGCCCGCUUCACGUACCGCAAGGACCUGGACCGCCCCUUUGUCACCAUGUCUGUCCGGGACGGAGCCGGAAGGCUGGUGGAGAUGCCCCAGGACAGCUGCCCUGGACGCUACUCGCGCAUGGCCGACUCCGUCGUCUUCAGGCAGAGCAUGUGCCUGGGCACCCCCCUGUCCCAGCUGCCCCCAGGGAGCUCCAUCUUCUUCGAGCUGCGGCACUGGAAGGGGAAGGAGCACCGCUUCUCGACCCUGGCCUGGACCGCAGUGCCCCUGGAAAGGGUGCUGGACGCAGGGCCGGCCGCGACCAGGGUGCGAGAGGGCGACCUCAAGCUGCCCCUGUUCAAGAAGCCGCUGGACGUGUCGCUGCAGCGCAUGCGACGCCUGGGCGGCAGAGCCGACUUCCAGCUCGCGUGUGUGGGACUGCAGGACGAGACGCCUGCGACGGCCGGGACGCUGUCGGACCUCGGCCUUCCCCAUGCCUGUCGAGAGGUCGUCGACAAGGCAGAGGUGUCUGUCCUCUCCGAGAUCGAGCAGUCCAUCCUGCAGAUCGCCGUGAGCAUCCUGGAGGGCGCGGGGUUUCAGUACGCCAUUCCAAACAGGUCCAAGGGCAAUCAGCUCUACGUUCCCGAGCUGGACCGAAUCGUGCUGAAGAGCUCCACAUCGCAGCGUGCUUUUGCGAGCACCGCGACCUGCCGCAAGGCGGCCAUCACCACCCGCAUCCUGCAGCUCGUCCACGAGCUGUGCACCAAGCGCAUCCACGUCACCAAGCGUGACCUGUUCUACACCGAUGUCAAGCUGUUCGAGGAUCAAGGCCACUCGGAUGCUGUGCUGGAUGACGUCGCGUGCCUCUUGGGCUGCACCCGCUCCAGCCUGAAUGUCAUCGCGUCGGAGAAGGGCGUGGUGGUUGGGAGACUGACCUUCAGGGAGGACGGCGAUGUGAUCGACUGCAGCCGCAUGGGCGUCGGCGGCAAGGCCAUCCCGCCCAACGUGGACAAGGUCACCGCCAUCCAGUCCGAUGCCAAGUUCAUCCUGCUGGUGGAAAAGGACGCCGCCUUCAUGCGCCUGGCAGAGGACCGCUUCUACAACACCUACCCCUGCAUCAUCAUCACCGCAAAGGGCCAGCCUGACGUUGCCACGAGGCUAUUCCUGAGGAAGCUGAAGCUGGACCUGAAGAUUCCCGUGCUUGCCUUGGUGGAUGCAGAUCCCUACGGCCUGAAGAUCCUGGCAGUGUACAUGAAGGGGUCCAUGAACAUGUCGUACGAUUCCUCCAACCUCACCACGCCAGACAUCAAGUGGUUGGGCGUCCGGCCGUCAGACCUGGACCGCUUCAGCAUUCCGGAGCAGUGCCGGCUGCCCAUGACAGAGGAGGAUAUCAAGACCGGGAGAAAGCUUCUGGAGGAGGACUUUGUCAAAGCAAACCCAGACUGGGUGCGGGAGCUGCAGCUAAUGCAAACCAGCAAGGUCAAGGCCGAGAUCCAGGCUCUCAGCAGUUUUGGUUUCCAGUACCUGACACAUCAGUACCUCCCGCUCAAGCUACAGGAAGGAGAUUGGAUUUGA
Auxenochlorella protothecoides is the source of this 2724-nucleotide messenger RNA. Its product is annotated as DNA topoisomerase 6 subunit A. The coding region runs from base 1 to 2724 and encodes 907 amino acids. The record is from RefSeq and is a predicted model, not a curated record. Gene Ontology annotation, cellular component: nuclear chromosome. Gene Ontology annotation, molecular function: DNA topoisomerase type II (double strand cut, ATP-hydrolyzing) activity; ATP binding; DNA binding. NCBI's taxonomy places the organism in Eukaryota, Viridiplantae, Chlorophyta, Trebouxiophyceae, Chlorellales, Chlorellaceae. The transcript has 19 exons. Gene Ontology annotation, biological process: reciprocal meiotic recombination; meiotic DNA double-strand break formation; DNA topological change.